Messenger RNA from Pungitius pungitius (ninespine stickleback), 2279 nucleotides. RefSeq names its product AE binding protein 2 (gene aebp2). The record is from RefSeq and is a predicted model, not a curated record. Gene Ontology annotation, cellular component: ESC/E(Z) complex. NCBI's taxonomy places the organism in Eukaryota, Metazoa, Chordata, Actinopteri, Perciformes, Gasterosteidae. The transcript has 8 exons. Bases 135 to 1475 code for a protein of 446 amino acids. Gene Ontology annotation, biological process: regulation of transcription by RNA polymerase II.
GGAGCCCUGACGUCAUCCAAACCCCCCGCUGAGUUGUAGGCUUGAAGCGGAGAGUGUGAGUGGAAGAAGAUCUGUAGCCCGAAGGCAACUUUCGAGGUCAACGUCGCGAAAAUUAAUUUCUUUACAGUUUAAAAAUGGCUCAAAUAACUAGCGAAGGGACCGAACAAGAUUCCCAGUCCACGUCAGAUCAAAACGGAACCAGGGAAACGGCAGAAACCGGCAAAGAGGGACAGGCCGCGCCGGACCCCAAACAGGAACCGGGCGACAACAACGAGCACAGUGCAGAAAUGGACGUGAACGGCGGCCGUGGUGCGGCGGCGGAAGAGGACGCGGACACGCUGUCUCGUUUUCCUAACGACGGCGAAGAAAGAGCGGUGGCGAGCGAGAAGAACGGCACCCGCGGAGGGGUUCACGGCGGUAAACUCUCUGAACCGGAGAAAAGUCCCGCACAGGGCAGUUUGUCGAGCAGCACGGAUUCCCCAGAACAAAGAGAGGGAGAGAACGUGUUCUCCUCGGCGCCCGCCGACCACGAGAAGACUGCGGAGAAAGCCGACCACGGCACCAAAACAUCCGCCGGCGCAGAGCUGAGCCAGUCCGACGCGGAGCCGCUCAGCCGGAUGGAUUCCGAGGACAGUAUCGGCAGCACUCUGAUGGACAUGGAGAGCACGGCGUCCAGCGGGCGCUCCACCCCGGCCAUGCUCAAUGGUCACAGUGCGGUGGGGGGGAGUGGCUCUGCAGCAGGGGGGGGCAAGUCUCUGAGCUACACGUGCUGCUGGGAUCACUGCCAGCUGCUGUUUCCCAGCAGCCCCGACCUGGCCGAACACAUCCGAGGCACACAUGUGGACGGGCAGAGAGGAGGGGUGUUUGUGUGUCUGUGGAAGGGCUGCAAAGUGUACAACACACCGUCCACCAGUCAGAGCUGGCUGCAGAGACACAUGCUGACGCACAGCGGAGACAAGCCAUUCAAGUGUGUGGUGGGAGGCUGCAACGCCACAUUUGCCUCCCAGGGUGGACUGGCCCGUCACGUCCCUACUCAUUUCAGCUCCCAGAGUUCCUCCAAAAUGUCUAAUCAGGGCAAAGUGAAGGAGGAGUCCCCAUCUAAGGCCAGCCUGAACAAGAGGAGGAAACUCAAGAACAAACACAGGCGCUCCCUCCCCCGACCACAUGACUUCUUUGAUGCUCAGACCAUGGACGCUAUCCGGCAUCGAGCCAUCUGCCUCAACCUGGCGACACACAUUGAGAGCCUUGGCAACGGACACAGUGUGGUCUUCCACAGCACGGUAAUAGCCAGGAGGAAAGAGGACUCUGGGAAAGUGAAGGUCUUGUUGCACUGGUCACCUGAAGACAUACUGCCGGACGUGUGGGUGAAUGAGAGCGACAGACUGCAGCAGAAGACCCAGGUGGUUCAUCUGUCCAAACUACCCACAGACACAGCCGUGCUACUGGACCCCAACAUCUAUAGGAUGUUCUUCUAAUCGCCUCCAGAGGACAUCUGUUACUUCCUGCUAAGCCAACCUCGAAGAGGCGAUUGUCUCCUUUCUUUGUCGUCUCAAUCUCUUCUUUGUCAUGGUCCUCCAGGGCCACCGGUGUUUUCUGCAUUAGGUGCAUGUAAAAGAUGUUGCUGGUUUUAGGUAACUCGACUGACAGAAAUGUAACUUUAGACAGUUAGGUACUUGUAGAGUCAAAGACAGCUCUUUGUAAAUACUUGAGAUUUGUAAUAUAUUUUUAUACUUUUCAUUUUUUACUGUACUGUAGAUAGAUUUUUCUUUUUCUGCCAAACAUUUAAAUGUUUUAAAAACUGAUAUUGUUUAUGUGCAUAUAGCUGGCAUUGCUUGGUUUGAUGUUAUUAAACGUUUCUUCCAACAUCCACUCAGUCUGAUUUCUUUACCUGACUGCUGUUCUGAUUGCAAAUCAGCAAUACUGACAUUGUAAGAAGACUUUUCUAAAUUUAACAUGGCAUUGAUACAUUGCCAUGUAUCUGCAUACAACAUUCUUCCAUAAAGAACUUGUUGUGGUUAUGACCGACUAAUGUAAAACCUAAAGAUUUUUGCUAUUUACAAUGUACAGUGUUUGAGGCUACGCUGUCAACCCGGCCUAACAAAAUUAAAAUGUGAAGACAGGGAUGAAGACAAUAUAUACAACUAAAAAAAAGUUUGCAUGAAAUUGGCAGUGAUAUUGGUACGAGGGAAAAGUGUGGCUUUGGUUGCCAUGGUGAUUAGUGCACCUAUGUCAGUCAGUCUAGUCGCAUAUAGUGAGUAGACAGUUUUUUUUCUCACAAA